CGAACAGUUUACCGCGGUCUGCUGAGAGAUACUUGCAAAGGGUCUUUUUUUUUGCCCCCGUGCUAAGGUACAGCUUCUGAUCGGAUGGUCGAUAAAUGGGGUUUCUGACAUCUUUUUGUGGACCUCUGGAUUUAAGAUAUUUUUUUUUUCCCCAAGAAGUGUAACACCAUUUCAAGGAGGAAUUCGCUGUUGAAAUAUGGUAAAAACGUCGAUGCGCGAACGAAAGGCACGGAAUACUCAUACGUAGCAGUCGAGUUCAAAGUACCUUUGAAAAGGCGGGCAAAUGUUUACUAAAUGGAGUGUAAAUGUGAUAAAGUAGCUCUCACAAUGCGAGCAGCAUCAUCAUGUGGCACAGGCUCCGAGGAAGCGGCCUUGUGAAGAUGGGACGUCUCUUUUGAACAAGUUGUCGAGGUACUUUAGUUAGGUGCGCAGAAUGUCGGAGAGAGACGACGAAUUGCCGGGAUAUUUAUGGACUGUUUAACAGCCUGGAUGUCGGGAAUUUCUGAUCGCCUUUUUUCAUCAACUUAAGCUGUUUUGGAUAAUGGAUGGCCGAGAUUUCGGACCCCCCCGAUCAAUCCACGAAGCUCCUUCGUUGCUCUCCGGGCUGGCGAUGGAGACGCACCGACUUGCAGCCGGCAGAAUCGCUCAGACCCCCGGUCACUUGGGCGCGGGACACGCGGUCAACCUCUACGCUGGGAAAUACUUACCGACGGCCAUUAACCUCCAUUCUCAGCACGGUGAUGCCUUUUCAGGUGGCUCCACCUCCUUCCUUGGAAGCUAUGUAGGCUCCUCCCACCCACAUGGAACCCCCAGCCCUAUGCCUUCUGACUCAUCCUUCAGAGCACCUAAUUCCACAAAUUUGCAGAUGGCUCAGCUGUGGGCAUCGCACCCUCAUGAAGGUUUCCCUCCCCUGCCCAGCAGUCUCUACUCAAGCCCCUAUCUUCCACUGGGACCCAUGGAGGCCCCCAGCAGCAGCCCCCUCCAUGCCCAGCUGGGCCAGCACACACUCUUUGACUCGCAAAAAGAUGGCUUUUACCUGCCGGGCCACCCAGCACAGCCGGCAUUGCACUCCCAGCCCCCCUCUUGUAGAACUCCAGCCAUCCAUAUAGCCAGCUCUGCGUCCAGGGAAAAGGAGCUCCUUCCACAUCCCAAGGGACCCAAGGACUCUGUAAGGGAGACCAGCAGAGAAAAGCCUUACAAGAGUGAACCUGGUCCCCUGCUUACCCGCCGGGACAAGGAGCGGCCCAGGGAAGAAGCACGGCCACGCAGUGUGGUGGACCUUACCCAGGAGGUGAAGGUAGAGGAAGAAAGGAGGCCAGGUGGCACUGACCGGCCCCCUCACAGUGGGGGAAGCUCAUCACCUUUCCUCGAUGAGCAUCCACCUAUGACGAGCUACGAAACCAAGCACAAGCACCCCCCCUCUCAAGCCACCUUGUCCGGAACCUGUAGGAGUGUUGGCAGUGGCAUGCGGUGCCAGGGCACCGAACAAGAGCGAUGUGACAGGACAGUGGCGCACGAGGAGGAGGAACUGCGUUCUGGCGCCCCUUCCCUCCCUGACAAGCUGAAGAAGUGUGACUCUGUUGUGAUGUGUGCAGCGAGCAUCCAUGUGUCCUGUGACUGCCCCUCCCCACGCAGCAAUCCACCCCAGCCUCCUCCCCGACUAGUGUUCUCUGGCAAGAACCCAUCACCGAGCCUCUACCCCCCCCACUCACCUGCUGGAAGGGAAGCAGGGAAGGACCACAGAGUGAUCGCACCGACAUUUGUGCCUUCUGUUGAGGUUUACGAGAGGAACGGGCCCAUCCAGAUAGCCUCUCAAGCCCGCGACAACAAAAAUGACAAAAUCAGCGAGAGGAACAGUGCUCGCUUUGGGGGCUUGCAAGUGGGGCCCGAGAGAACUCUGCUGGAUCCUUUACGACCCCCUUACGUGCUGGAGCGUGUUCAUGGGGACAGCAAGAGGGUAGAGCUGGUGAGGGAAGAGGGCUCAGUCAUCAGGUCAAACGCUGUGCCUGUGAAACGACUUCCACCCCCUGAGUCGUAUAUGUGCAGACCGGGCCACACCCCUGAUGCUCGAGACUUAACUAGUGCCACUCCCAAAGAUGUCGUCAAAGUGGGUCUUGAAAGUGAAUACCGAAGCCAGGAGCGUGAGCGGGUGCCCAGGCCCUCCGGGAGAGAUUCUGCCAAGGUGCACAAUGGCACAGACCCCACUAGGGUUCCUACCGAGCAGCAGUCCCUGAAGGGCUUCCCAUCCACUGACCUCAAGUGGAAACCCUUUGAAAUGGGAAACUAUGCCUCAAAUCAGAUGGCAGUGCUGGUGGCCCAGCAUGGGCUUGGCAACCGGGCAGAUGAGGAGGGGAAGAAGGCGUACUUGGAUGCCCCAGUAAUUCCAGGGCCUGCAGGAGUGGGGGUCUCGGAGGGCUCUGUGCCCGGUGCCCGAGGGGAGGUAUCGGCUAUGCAGAGCCUGAUCAAGUACAGUGGCAGUUUUGCCAAAGAGCCUAAUGCUAUUCAUGGCUCUGAUACCAAGUACCCAUUUGGCGGCUUGGGCAGCGUGAAGCUGGAAACCAGUUCCCUGGGGGGUUCCAAGGCACAGCCUCUCCUGCCCCUGCAGCCCACGAAGCACCUCAAGAGGGAUCCAGAGCGGCCCGAGAGCGCCAAGUCCUUUGGCCGUGAAAGCAUUGGCCCCCAGGGUGAGGUGGAGGUCAGGCACCCCCCAGUGGGCAUUGCAGUGGCAGUCGCCCGUCAGAGGGACAGCAGCAAGUCAAGCUCAAGCCUAGUGGAUCGGGACCGACCCCUGCUGGUGGGCAGUGUCAAAGCCUCAGGCCGUCCUCAGGAUGACAGAGGUGACGAGCGUGUCCGUCACCGUGACGACCGACUUCUGGCUGGGCGCCUGGAGAAAGAGCAGGAGAAGCUGCUGCGGGAGAGUAAGGAGCUGUCUGAGUACACGCAGAUGCACCCUCCCAUUGUGUCUGCCAGCAGCUUGAACCCCAACCUCAUGGUCACAGGUGGCCCCAGCCUCACUGGUCCUAGCCGGUGCCCUUUGGAUCCUGGCUCCCAUCCCUGGGUUCCCCGAGCAGGUGGCUCUCACAUGUGGCUUCCCAGCUCGCACUACGGCCUGGGCCCCCCUCCUCUCCACCAAAGCCUGCCCCCAGGAUACCCCCCAGCCCUACCUGGCUCCAUUCCACCAUCGUACCAGUUUGCCCGGGACCCCCAGUCAGGACAGCUGCUGGUCAUCCCCACUGAACACCUUCCCCACUAUGCAGCAGAGCUGAUGGAGCGUGCCCCCCCGCUGUGGCCUGCCAUGUACCCCCCGCCAGGUAGCUCCCUCCAGCACGCCCACCAGCUACAGCUCCUGUCCCACCAGCAGUUGCUGCGCCAGCAAGAACUCUAUAUGAUCCAGCAACAGGCAGCCCAGGUCCUAGAGCUGCAGAGGAGUGCCCAGUUUAUGGAGCGACUGAAGGCGAGCGAACAAAGAGCCGAGCUAGAAGAGAAAACGGCCAAGAGAAAUGGCGAGGUCUCCAAGGAGAGUCUGUCAACAAACUCGGCACCCUCCCUACACUCCCGAAAGCCAACAGCCUCGACCUCUUAUGGCAAGGCCCUGACUCUACUGCCUGUGCCAUCGCUGCCCUCCCCCGUUGCAGCCCUGAAGUCGGAGAGGCAGCAGAAAUCAGAGGUGGCUCUCGGACAGCAGUCCUACUCCACCCAUACCCCAAACCCUCCGAGCCCUGUUUCUACCUCACCUCCCUCUGUUCCAUCCAAAGAGGAAUCUGUGCAAGAGGGUGAGAAAAAAGAACUGGAGCUCCAGAAAAAGGCUGCUUCCCCAUUCCAGACGUUAUAUUCUGAAAUCCCUCCUGGCUACCCCUACCAACCCAUAAGUGCCCCAUUCGGCAGCCACUAUCCUUACCUCCUCCAGCCAGCAGCAGCUGCUGAUGCGGAUGGGCUGGCCCCAGACGUACCAUUGUCAGCAGGGGUCUCGGACCACCUGGCAACCCCUGGUGACAUCAAGCCUGUGCGAACGCGCUCUCCGGUCAUGGUGGAGCCUCUGCACAAUUCCAGACCACUACCAUCUACUGAGGAAAGCCCAGCACUCAAGCAAGAGCCAAACUUGGAGGACAGCAAGGAGGGCCUGUGCCAGGAGGACAUGGGGCCAUUGUGUGGUAGGACAAUGUCACAUGCUGUCUCCAGCCAUGAUGAUGCCAUUCCAUCAGAACUAGAGGAUCACCAUGCAGCUACCUGCCCGCCUGAGAUUGAGAUAGAUGAGGAUGAGCAAAGGCAAGAGAAAGUAAAGCAACAAGAGAUUUCUGUCCAGAGCUGUGAGGUUCUGCCCUGCCAGUCACCUUCAGGCCCUGUCCCUGCCACCCCUGUUCCGGAAAUCAUGGAGGUCUCGGCAAGCCCUCGGGUGACAAGCUUUGACCUCUCAAGCCAUUAUGAGGAGGCCCAGGAAUGCCGCAUUGAACUCGAUCUGCUACAGCAGGCUGCUUCCUCUGCCAAGGAGCUCAACUGCAGCCCUGAGUUUGCUGAGCCAUCGGUGGUCAAAUCCCCCAGUGCACCUGGGUCCUCCUGUGAUGGUCCAUUCCUGCUGCACCCUUGCCCUCCAACGGAGCCUCUACCACCGGGUCAUCUGAGCAUCAUGCCUGAGGACCCAAUGGCAGGCAUGAUUGCGCUGGUGACGGCCAGUGAACUUCCCCAGGCUGGGCCGGUGCCCGAGCACCCCUGGGAUGGCACGUCCCUGGAGGGAAUGGUCCUUCUAAGCCAAAUGGCAAUGCUGGAGCUGGAGAGGCAGAGCAUACACACCCAACCAUAUUUGCGAGUUCCCUGUUGGACUGGGUUGUGCUCUGUGCGUCCAGGUCAAGCUGUUCACGUGGGCCUGGACAUCCUCCUGGAGGUUGGCAGGCAGGUUCUACUGGAGGCACAGGAAUGCAGCCCCACUAUCAUGCUGCGCCUCCCCAGGGAGCUCAAGGCCAACAAGAAGUACAGCUGGAUGCAGAGGAAGGAUGAACCGCUGUACUCAAAGUCUGGUAUGGAGGCCAUGGAUGCCAUGGAGGUGGACUUCAGAAUGAAACUGGCCGAGCUGCAGAGGAGAUACAAGGACAAGCAGAGGGAGCUGAUGAAACUGCAGCGGCGGCGUGACUGCGAGGAAAAGCAAGAGGAGAAGAGCAGGAGCUUGGCCAGGAGGGGUCCUGGGAGACCCCGGAAGAGGAAGCAUAGCCUGUGCACUCUCACGUCACCCACGAGCAAACUGCACCCAAAGUGCACGAAGUUUGGCAGGGGCCUGCUCUUAUACGAAGACUCCGAAACCGGAGAGGUCCUGCGGAAGCGGUUCCGAGGGCCUGGCCUCGACGAAGAUGAGGAGCUGGAGAACAGCAUAAUAAAGAUACAAACAAAAGACUCUAAAAAGAGGAAAGUGUGCGAGCAGGAGUUGGCAAGUAAGCUGGACAAAGCCCUGUCCCUCACCAAGCUGGGCAAAAUGAAAAAACUCCCGUUUAAGUUCGUAGAUGGCCCGUCGGGGAAGUCCCGUGUCGUGCCUGGAAGCUGCAGCAAGCUCCACAACCUGGAGAUGAAACCCAGGGUGGGCAAACAGGGCCACUCUAAAGGUUUCCCCAUCUACGAAAAGCCUUCCAAAGGAUGUAAAAGCAAAAUGGUGGCCAAAACCAAGGGCGUGGAGUCGUGCCUCAAGGUCAGAGGUCAGCGAAAAGCUUCAUUCUCUCCAGCACGAUCAGAAAUUAGCAGCUACUCUAACAAUACAGACUCUGAGGAGGAUAAGGAUGAUAAAUCGAUGAAGCAGAGCUGGCUUUCCCAGCCCCUUUUGAGCGGAGACAGGUCUUGCACCCGCGGGUCCAGCCAGAGCAGCGCAGGCUCUCGGAAGAGCCGACCCCCAUCAAAAAGGGGCUCAUCGUCAGGGACUGUGAAAGCCAAGCGGGUCCUGGGCAGGACGAAACACAGGCAUUUUGCUUUACUGCUUCAGGAGGCCGAGGCGUACUCGUCUGAGGACUCGUUUGACCAAGAAUACUUCUCUGAGAAGGAGGACUAUGAUGAUGACGAAGAGGAGGAGGAGUAUGAGUACGACCUGGAUGCCAGCGAUGAGCUGUGCUCUCCGUCUCUGGAAGAGAGUGGACUGGGCCUCCUUGCGCGCUUCGCUGCCAGUGCGAUCCCCAGCCCUGUGGGCCCCACUCCGCUCUCUGUCAUCCAGAUGGAGGCCAAACAGAAGUCCAGGAAGAAGGAGGCGAGGCAGAGCCUUCUAGGCACUGAGUUUGAGUACACGGACUCCGAGAGCGACGUUAAAAUUCGCAAGAACUUCCCCUCUCUUUUGCAUGGGAAACGGGCGGCUCCAGAGCUGCCCCUGUUGCCCCCAGCAGGGGCCCGUCGAGAAGACUCUAGUCCCUGCAAGCUGAAGAUGGCCCGUGGGCGUGGCCAGUGGCCCAGGAAGCCCAGAUCACCGCGGGAAUCCAGUGUUGACCUGGGUGCUGAGGCGAGCGAUGAAGACCCCUGGACACGGAGAAGGAGUGAGCGCAUCUUCCUUCAUGACGCCGCCACCAUGUCCGGCCAGCUCUCGCUACCAGGCGCCGCUCCCAAACCCACCCGUUGUGCAAAAGUUACGUCUCUCAGCCCAAAGAAAGAAGGAUCCAAGCCCAAGGAAGUGAAGGACAUUGUCAAGAAGAAGAACGGAGGUAAAGAAAACCCUCUUUCGCUGGGCCCCCCCCAGCUGUCUAGCGUACCCUCAGAGACCCGCGUGGCCGUUCCUGAUUCACCUGGUAGCCUUGGGCGCAAGGCUGGGGGCAAAUCCAAGUCCAAAGAGCCAAAGAAAGAGCAGGCCCGGGGGAAAGGUGGAGCCGUCAGCAAGCUGAUGGAGAGCAUGGCUGCUGAUGAGGACUUUGAGCCCAACCAGGACAGCAGUUUCUCGGAAGAUGAGAACGUUCCACUGGAAGCCCCCUUGGACAGGCCUGGGACACCUGCCCCUCGCAACUGUGUGAUAGACAAGGAUGAGCUGAAGGACGGGCUGAGGGUGCUCAUUCCCAUGGAUGACAAGCUUCUGUAUGCUGGCCAUGUGAGCACUGUCCACUCACCAGACAUAUAUAGAGUGAUGGUGGAAGGCGAGCGAGGAAACCGGCCGCACAUCUACUGCCUGGAGCAGCUGCUGCAGGAAGCGAUUAUUGAUGUGAAGCCCCCUUCUGUGAGGUAUCUUCCCGAGGGCACCAGGAUUGCCGCCUACUGGAGCCAGCAGUACCGCUGCUUAUACCCAGGAACAGUUGUCAGAGGAAAUACAGACAUGGAUGAAGACAAUGAUUUGAUUACUGUGGAGUUUGACGACGGUGACACUGGCAGGAUCCCACUCUCUCACAUCCGUCUGCUGCCUGCCGACUAUAAGAUUCAGUGUGCAGAGCCAUCUCCGGCCCUUCUGGUGCCCAACACAAAGAGACGUGGAAGGAAGUCCAGUAAGGAUGUUUCCGAAAACAAGGAGGUUACUGUACAGUCCUUGGAGAAUCCUGUUCCCAAGAGUAGGGGAAGGAAACCAAAACCAAAAUCUGAGCCAGAAGCUGUUCCUGAGGAGCCGGAGAAGGGAGAAAAGUUGUUGUCCACAGAUUCCCAGACAAAGCCUGAGGUCUCUGGGAGACCAGGCCCCAGGCCAGGAAGAAAGUGCCAGCAGACCAGCACAGCAGGCUCCCUUCUGCCUGUGCCAAAUGGGCGCCAGAAGAAAACCAUGCGAGUCAAAGCUCCAGCCAAAGUCUACUCUCAGCUGCAGCCGGUCUACAACUCCCCUAUUUAUGGAAAAGCCCUCCCAGUUGAUAUCUACAAGGACUCACCAAACUCACAUAGCUCUUGUGUUUCCAGCAGUGAAGGCAGCAGUGCAGGGAAAGUGCGAUCAGUCAAGAGAGGGAAGAAAAACGAAGACCCCCCCGAAGGUGAGCUUGGAACAAAGCCACAGAGGAAAGCACCUCAGGCUGAGCUUCUGAUCAAACUGGACCAUGAAGGUGUAAUGUCUCCCAAAACCAAGAAAACAAAAGCUCUCAUGAUGAUGGAAGACCAAAGUCUGUCCAAACGUGAGAACAAAGCUGUGAUGGGUGUGUCUUAUACGCCCAUUAUACCUGAGGAAUCGAACCCAAAAUCAAAGAAAGCUAAAGUUUCAGAGAAAGAAAAUCCCAAGGCCGGGAGUGUUUCAACCUAUAGCAUUAGGGAGCUGGGAAGCAGUACGGGUGGUUUGGUGAAGGUCAAGGAACCCCAGGUGAAUGAGGCAGAUUCCGAGAGCAGCAGCAGCAGUAGCGGCAGCUCGGAGUCUGAAGGAGAGGAAGAACAGUCACUGGAGAAAGAGACACAGGACACCAGUUCCAGUAGCUCCAGAGCCUCUACCCCUGCUUCUAACUCUUCCAGCUCCUCUGCUACCAGUUCCUCGUCGUCAUCCUCUGGCUCCACUUCUUGCUCUUCAUCCUCAUCAUCGUCGUCCUCCUCAUCUUCCUCCUCCACUUCAUCCACGACUGACGAAGACUCCUCAUGCAGCUCUGAUGAGGAGACCCCGGUGUCAUCUCAGACUCCGUUGGUCACACAGCAGGCCCAAGCCCAGGCAAUGGAGCAGCUAUCCGUGCAGCCGGAACCGCCCUCUCCAGCCACCAGAAAAGUCCCAAAGCAGCAGCCUCAGAAGCAGCAGGGCAACGGCCGUGCCAAAAGGCGUGAGGGGAUCCACCUCCCCACUACUAAGGAGCUUGCCAAGAGGCAGAGGCUGCCCUCUGUGGAGAACCGCCCUAAAAUCUCAGCCUUUCUUCCAGCCAGACAGCUCUGGAAGUGGUUUGGGAAACCCACACAGAGGCGUGGAAUGAAAGGGAAGGCAAAGAAGCUGUUCUACAAGGCCAUUGUGCGUGGGAAGGAGAUGAUCCGCAUCGGAGACUGUGCGGUGUUCCUUUCGGCCGGGAGACCUAACCUUCCGUAUAUUGGGCGCAUCCAGAGUAUGUGGGAGUCUUGGGGCAACAAUAUGGUGGUCCGAGUGAAAUGGUUCUACCACCCCGAGGAGACCAACCCUGGAAAGAAAUUCCAAGAGGGCAAGAACUGGGAUCCAAAAUCGAGGGGCCUUCCUGCAGCUCUGCAGGCCUCCAGCCAAAGGAAGGACUUCAUGGAGCGAGCAUUGUACCAGUCAUCUCACAUUGACGAGAAUGACGUGCAGACAGUUUCUCACAAGUGUCUGGUUGUCAGCCUGGAGCAAUAUGAGCAAAUGAUCAAGACAAAGAAGUACCAGGACAGUGAGGACCUCUACUACCUAGCAGGCACUUAUGAGCCAACAACUGGCAUGAUCUUCAACACAGAUGGUGUUCCCAUCAUUUGCUGAGGCCCCAUAGUGAGGAGGCGACUUAUGAUUGCACCCAGAGGGAGAAUGAGACUCUCCAGAGUAGAGAGACAGUGGUGUCAGGAGGCAUGUGAAAAUGUGUAAUUUCAUUGCCAUGAACAAAAUCAUUUGUAACAGUUAUAGGUGCAUCAUUCAUGGGACCCCGGUGACACUGUGUCCCUCUAGCACGGGUACAUUGUGAAAAUCGAGGCAAGGGAGCGUGGAGAGAGCAGUGCUGCGUGUCAACAUCGACGGAAGGAGGUGGCACUUUCUUCGGCCCUCCAGCGGAGUCAGAUGUUUGUACAGCACCCUGCUACAUGCCAUGUACAGACUUGAACUGUAUUUGAUGCAGAGGACACAAAGUCAGUGGCGAGCUCUCCUGCGUCUGCAGUGAAACACACGUGCCCAUGCUGGUUUGGCGGUAUUCAGAUGGCAAGUGGCAACUGCAGACCGUGUGUGUCCAAAAGAGGAGCUUGUGCACCAUGUUUCAGGGGUGCAAAGAACUUCCUUCAGCAGUACUAAUUGUGUGGUGCAGCAUGUGGGAUUGCGCAGAUCUUGCUGGGUGCCUUUGCUGAGCUGCUCAGGGCCACUUGGCAAGCUGCAGGCGCUGCCAAGCGGGUGCCUCCCCCAAGGCCCUGGGAGCCUGCAUGGCUAAGCUGCGCCUCAUGCCGAGCACCAGCAGCAAACAUUGGCAGGGGUCUGGAGGACACGCCUGUCAUAGACCUCCCAACACUGGCCACAGCACAAGGCCUGGUUUCCCCAGGGUGCCACAUAAAGGAGAGGUGGUGGUCUGCGUGAACAGCAGGAAGGGAAGCGGUCACGAUCCUGCAUGUGUCUGGUAGGAAUGCUUAUAGUUCAUGGAUGGAGUGCUGCGUAGCAUGCCGGACACACGUCUAAGUGCCGCUGCAGACAGUAGACACAGUAAACACAGAUGACAGCACAGCACCGUGAACAGCUCUAUGAGAAGACUACUGUUUGAGGAGGGCGCACAACUCCUACCUUUAGGGAAUGGUAGAAAGGCAGAUGCACGGUUUUUUUCCCCCCCAUCUGACAAACCUGCCAGACUUUCUUGACCUCCGUCAGGAUCUGUCUUAGUAUUUCUUGGGUAAUUUUCUGUACCCAACUAAGAACUGACCGUCCAAACUCAGCCAGUCAAGGGAAAGCGGAUGAAUGCAAACUCCCCACAAGUGGGUUUUUUUUUUUUUUUUUUUUUUUUUUUCCCCCCUCACCCUCUGAAGUUUCUCAGCUGGGAGACAAGCCCUUUUGCAAGACCCAAUCUGAACUGGUGUAGAAGGAA
This is a messenger RNA of Scleropages formosus (Asian bonytongue), 10601 nucleotides long. RefSeq names its product trinucleotide repeat containing 18 (gene tnrc18). The coding region runs from base 542 to 9307 and encodes 2921 amino acids. Lineage: Eukaryota; Metazoa; Chordata; Actinopteri; Osteoglossiformes; Osteoglossidae. The record is from RefSeq and is a predicted model, not a curated record. Gene Ontology annotation, molecular function: chromatin binding. The transcript has 30 exons.